CAAGGACAAGCUGUAGUAGUCAAGCUCCAGCUGAAUCUGUCAACGAAAUAUCUGAUGAUGAAGUUGAGGAAGUGCCUGUUGUUGCUACAAGGAGGCUCACAUCUGAUGUAUGGCUCGAGAUGUCAAAGAAGAUGGUGCGUGGAAAGCCUACUGCCAUAUGCAACUACUGUCACAAGGAACUAACUGCAGGAGCCAAGAGUGGCACUUCACAUCUACGUGACCAUCUGAAGAUAUGUACUCAAAGGAUGUUGAAGUUGAGGUCCACUUCUGGAAAAUCAAUGUGUCAGUCUCAGUUGAGGAUGACUGCUCAAGCUGAAGGGAAGGUCAAUGUAGAGAGCUAUACCUUUGAUCAAGAAACUUGUAGAGAAGAGCUUGGCGACAUGAUAGUGCUGCAUGACUACCCAUUGAGUAUCGUCGACCAUGCUGGAUUUAGGAGGUUUGUUCAUGCAUUGCAGCCACUCUUCAAGCUGCAUACAAGGAAUACUAUCAGGAAGGAUAUAAUAGGUCGGCAUGACAAGGAAAAAUUAAAGGCAAUCGAGUACAUGAGUAUGCUGCAAUCAAGGGUGGCUGUCACCAUUGAUAUGUGGACAGCUGACAACCAAAAGAAGGGCUACAUGGCUGUUACAGGCCAUUUCAUUGAUGAAUCAUGGAAGCUGCGAAGCAUUCUUAUGGGGUUUAUAUAUGUGUCGGCACCGCAUACCGGAGAUGUUAUAGCCGAAGAGCUCCAUGAAACCUUGAUGCAAUGGAACUUGGAUGAGAAACUAUUGACCGUGACAGUUGACAACUGCACUUCAAAUGACAAGGCGGUUGACCUUAUGAUCUCCAAGAUAGGGAAGUCCAAGCUGCUCUUACAAGGUACAAUGCUUCACAUGCGCUGUUGUGCUCAUAUUCUAAAUCUGAUAGUAAAGGAUGGCUUAGAUGUGAUGAAAUCUGCUAUACACAAUAUUAGAGAGAGUGUUGCAUAUUGGACUGCCACACCAAAGAGAGUUGAGAAAUUUGAAGAGAUGGAUAAGUAUAAGAAGGUAAAAUCACAAAGAAGUUGAGAU
This is a messenger RNA of Lolium perenne, 1046 nucleotides long. The record is from RefSeq and is a predicted model, not a curated record. NCBI's taxonomy places the organism in Eukaryota, Viridiplantae, Streptophyta, Magnoliopsida, Poales, Poaceae.